Messenger RNA from Dovyalis caffra, 489 nucleotides. Lineage: Eukaryota; Viridiplantae; Streptophyta; Magnoliopsida; Malpighiales; Salicaceae. The record is from the annotation of a GenBank genome assembly.
AUGGCUCCUGAACCAAAGGCAACCCAUGAGGGAGACAAGAAUAAACCUCUCGACCGCGAACUGAAAGACAUGUUGAAUACGAUGACCAACCGCAUUGCCGAUCUUCACAAGCCAAGUGCAAGUCUUCACAACCAGGAAAGCGCGGUCGAUGAGGAUGAUCAUGGCAUCAGAAUCGUUACUCUUGCUGGAAACAACACAGGAGCUACAAUGCGAACCGAGUUGGGUGAUCAGAAAUCCAAUAAGUUGCCUGACGGGGUGUCAUUUGGUGAGCCUGAGGCAUUAGGUACUUACGUUAAUAGCAACUUUCAAGCUGUUAACAAUUCUAUGAUGUUUGGUAGCAACUACAGCACUAAUGAUCCUGGUGUUCAUAUGGACAUUUCGGAUGCUUACGAAAACGCUGGAGUUAAGCCUGAUAAGCAUGGAAGGAAGGGAAAGAAGAAAGACAAGGAAGCUUUCAGAAGUGACCAGCAUUCUGAGCGGUCAAAUUGA